Molecule: messenger RNA, 651 nt
Organism: Entrophospora sp. SA101
Lineage: Eukaryota; Fungi; Glomeromycota; Glomeromycetes; Entrophosporales; Entrophosporaceae
Source: the annotation of a GenBank genome assembly
AUGAUUCGUAAUUAUCUUAUUCAUCAAAACCAAAACCAUGAAGAAAUUUAUCAUAAUAAUAAUUACGUUCGCCAAAAUAUGGUUCAUAAUACAAUUUAUCAAAACCCAGAAGACAUUUAUCAAAAUGUCGGUGAUAAUAAUUACGCUCAUCAUCAAAACAUGCUUCAUAAUUAUCUAAUUCAUCAAAAUCCUGGAGAAAUUUAUCAAAGCAUAGGUAAUAAUAAUUACAUUCACCAAAACAUGGUUCAUCAAAAUCCUAAGCAUGAGGACGUUUAUCAAAAUGCUGGCGAUGAGAAUUACAUACGUCAAAAUAUGAUUUAUAAUCACCAAAACAAUUUCGUCGCUGAACAGAACUCAAAAAUUUAUCAGAGCAUAGGUAAUAAUAAUUACAUUCACCAAAACAUGGUUCAUCAAAAUCCUAAGCAUGAGGACGUUUAUCAAAAUGCUGGCGAUGAGAAUUACAUACGUCAAAAUAUGAUUUAUAAUCACCAAAACAAUUUCGUCGCUGAACAGAACUCAAUUUACCUUUUAUUAAAUCGUCCUUAUGAACUUUAUUUACCAAUCGAAGUGUUGAUUUCCCCUAGUACUAGAAACAACAAAACAAAUCAAAAAACCACAGAAUGUUUAUAUGUUGUAUCGAAGAAAUUCUAA